UAUAUGCUUCCCAAAGCAUAAAUAGAUACCUACCUCUAAUCUAUAAAUUGAAAAUGGAAGCUUACACAAUGAAGUCAGACAAGUUUUUCGUCGGAUCAUACAACUCAGGCGACGGGAUUCAAGUGUAUGAGUUGGAUAGUCUUUACAUGUUACCGGUGAAAAGUAAGCACUGGAACUACAUUUAUGAUCUCAAUAUAAAGGCCGGGAACAAAUAUGAAGCGUUGAAGAUCGGGGACAAAGAGAUUUGGGGUGAUCAUUUGCAGACACUAACCAAUGAUCUUUACAACUCCGGGCUGAUGGUUAACCGUGAGGGCCUUUGUUUCUUACCAACCAGUGCAUCCGCAGCUACUGAGAUGCAAAUGGAGUACUAUAGGUUGUUUGAUCUCUAUGAUUGGUCUAAGUAUGGGGUGAAAACAUCGCUGACAACUAGAUGGGCUCGAAGAGAUAUUGUGUAUGGCCGUCCCUUGGAUAUAGUAGAAUCGAUGAAAGGGGAUGGCAGUGGUGAUGCCGGCGAGUAUAAGGUGGAGUUGAGGGAGAAGGAGAAGGAAUGGGGGGAGGAGAAGAAAAACUAUGAAGCGCGGGUGGAUCAGGUGGAGUACCAAAUGGAGGUGGGAUUAAGGAAGAAAAGAAUGGAGAUUGAUAGAAUGAAAGCGGAGUUUGAGGUUGUAGAAGGUAAAAGAGAGGAGGAAUUGAAGGAGAAAGUAGAGGAGAUGGAGAAAAUGAAGAGAGGACAUCAAGAGGUAUUGGAAGAAAUAGAGAUUAGAAAACAGGAAGAGUUGAAGAUGAAAGAUGAUGAGAUAAUUGAGUUGAAGCGUGCGAACAAGGAGGAGUUAGAUGCCUUGGAGCAAAGAAAGGGAGAAGAAUUGAUGGAGAAAGUCGAGGAGAUAGAAAAAUUGAAGUGUAUGCAUCAAGAGGAGGUGAACGAGGUGGAGCGCAGAAGGCAGCAAGAGUUGAUGAAGAAACAAGAUGAUAUAGAAUUUUGGAGGGAUGGCAACCGAGAUGAAAACGAGUACAAGAUGAGAAUAGUGGAGAAAGAGAGGGAAUGGGAAGAGGAGAAGGGUAUGCAUGAAGCGGAGCUAGAGACGGUGGAGGAUAAAAAUGAAGAGAUAUUGAGGGAGAAACAACAGGAGAUAGAGAAAUUGAAAGAGGAGUUAAGGGACACAAAGUGCAACAUAGAGGAGGAAUCGAAGGGAAAACGAGAGGAGAUUGAGAAAAUGGAGCAAGUGCAUAAAGACGAGUUGGAGGAGGCAGAGUUCAAAAAUCAGGAAGAGUUGAAGAAGAGUGAAGAAACCCUAUUGCAGCAUUUGGAAGAUUAUAAGAACAAGAGGGAUGAGGAGGCUCAUAAUUUCAAGGAGGAACUCGAAUUAUAUGUGUUUAGUAGGAGUGGGUUAAGCAGUACUUCGGAUUUUUUUUCCAAAAUGGCAGAGAAAAUGUGGAUUAGCAUAUCUCCAGUGAUAAUAAGUGUCAACCUGGAUUAUGAGCGUAGCAACUGGCCCCCUUCCGGGCCUCCAGACAUAGUUAUACCUUUGAGUUCAAUCGAGCCAGCUAAGUCGUCAACACUUCCGCAAAUAACACUUCUAUGUUCAUCAAACGAUCAUGAAAACAUAUAUUUUGACUGCAAAAAUUGGAGAGUUAUGGAGGUCGCAAUCCCCACAUUAAGCGAUAAAGAACUAGAAUAUAGACCUACAAGAUGGACUAUGGUUUACUACGAAGGCAGUUGUGAAGACUAUUUUGCAGAAUCCUAUUUUGCAAAUUCCUAUGACCAAAAGGUUAUCUUUCCAUCUCCAUGUCCUCCUGAAAACAUUAUGGACUAUGGCCCUCUUGAUCUAAAACAUAUUGUGGGUGUCGGUACUAGGUUGGUAUACUUUUACACUGCCUUCAACUUGCCUGGUGAUGGCAUGUAGACUCUGAACUCUUUCACCGCCCUCUCUUUCUCUCUUAAGAUGGUUGUUGAGGCAAUGGGCAAUAAGUGAAUAAGAUAAAGGUCAAAGCAUGUGUGCUUUUAACAUGUAAUAAUAAGUGUUUUUAUAAGUCGGCAUAUUAUAUUGGUUGGAAGGAAUAAAAUCAAGCGUUACUACACCAAUAGUGUACAGUGUGUUGAUACUUUAUAUAUGUCAAAAUGCCAACUAAAUUGGUAAAGUGUUGAAUACCCAAGAAAAUGUAUUGAAUUCCUAUUUAUACACCUAGGUGUGCUGUGCGCCAUUUUAUAAAUAUGUAUACUUUGUUGUAAUUCAAAUCCCUAAGUCCCUAUAAUACAUUGAUU
This is a messenger RNA of Chenopodium quinoa (quinoa), 2263 nucleotides long. RefSeq lists its product as uncharacterized. The record is from RefSeq and is a predicted model, not a curated record. Bases 54 to 1904 code for a protein of 616 amino acids. NCBI's taxonomy places the organism in Eukaryota, Viridiplantae, Streptophyta, Magnoliopsida, Caryophyllales, Amaranthaceae. The transcript has a single exon.